Messenger RNA from Brassica napus (rape), 3373 nucleotides. RefSeq names its product glutathione S-transferase T2-like. Lineage: Eukaryota; Viridiplantae; Streptophyta; Magnoliopsida; Brassicales; Brassicaceae. The record is from RefSeq and is a predicted model, not a curated record. The coding region runs from base 1408 to 2172 and encodes 254 amino acids. The transcript is spliced from 2 exons.
ACGCGUCGUACAGGCAUUGGCCGCGUGUUUUCGCGUCGAAAGGGAGAAAAAUAGGGUUCCGCGUGAGAUCAUUCAUUUUCUCUCCUUUUCUCGAAAGCUAGGGUUUCUCUCUGUGGAGGCGAUAUCUCGUGCGACGCGACAGCCGGAGAAUUUCUCGAUCGAAUCGACGUCGGAGACUCUCGUAAACGAUCUCAGGUGAGUAUCAACUACUUUUACGGUUUCAUUGAAUCUAUUUGGGGUCGAAAGGGUUAUCGGUUAAUUGAAAAUCGAUUUGGGGGUUUUGAUGUAGGGUUCAAAAUCGAUAUGGGGGUUUCGAUUUAGGGUUAAUAAUCGCCAUGCGGGUUCCAUUUAGGGUUCGUUUCUCGAGGAUUUGAAAUCGAUUUGGGGGUUUCUACUUAGGGUUCCAAAUCGAGUUUGUGGUUACGCUUUACCGUUUAUUUUGUUAUAAUCUUUGCUUUUUCUGGUACAGAUGGAUCCCGCAUAAGAGAGAAGAGAGACAAAGAGGCAGACGGAGUUGAUCAACAUGCAAGGAUACGUGGCAGAUUCAGAAUACGGGAUUCCGACGAGGUGUCCCUGCGGAGGGAGAAUCAUUGACGAAGUUCGGGGGAAGGACGACUACGACACUCUUCCUGGGAAGCGGUUCUUCACCUGCAAAAACUACACGGCUGAUGGGUUUCAUUACCGUCAGCCUUGGGUGAUUGGUGUCCAGGAGCAUAUCGAACGUCUCACAAAGCGUCUUGAGGAGGUUGAGUUGGUGAUCAACGGACUCCCGGAGGUCAAUAAUCAGAUUGAGAGGCUGGAGGUAAUGUGACUUCCAUUUUUUUUGUUUAAAAUUUGUAAUAUUUUCCUUAAUUUUUUAUUAACGGACUAACAAUUUGUGAUUGUUUUUUCCAUGUCCAGGCAGAGGUUAAAGCCCUCAAUCGGGAGGUUGAUAACCUCACUGGGCAGGUUUAUAACCUCUCAGUGCAGGUUGCGCUCUUGGAGAACCUAUGCUUCGACUGAAAAAAAGGUAACACUUAAGCUUAAUCAAUUCGAGUGCUAGUUAUAGUUGACUUUGAACUGAACUAUGUGUACUAGGUUGAGAUGAAUUUGAAAUGAAUGUUGAUGAAUGGUUGAGUGUGAAGCCCGUGUACUUGUGUAGAUGAAUUUAAUCAAUUCGAGUGCUAGUUAUAGUUGAGUUGGUUGUGUAAUCAAUUCGACUGCUAGGUAGAGUUGAGUUAGAACUGAUUUGAUGUUUAUUGAAUACAGUCUGUGUAGUAGUUGUAGUUUUAAAAACUUUAAUCAAUGUUUGGUGGUUAGACCCACUUUAAUUUUUUGUCCUUUCAAGGUCAAAACUAGUUUAAAAUCAUAGGCAAUCUUCUUCUGAAAACACAAACCAAAGUUUAAACCCAUUUAUCUAAAAUCUAAAUGGAUCCUUUUAACUAUAACUCUCCCGGAUUGGUUAACCUACUAGUCUCUCAGAGCAGUCAAACCAUAGACUUAGGGUGUUCUGAGGUUCCUAAAGCGGCGUCAAAGCGUAAGUGGACAACCAAAGAAGACGUUGUCUUAAUCAGUGCUUGGUUGAACACCAGCAAGGAUCCAAUCGUGAGUAACGAGCAGAAGGCAGGCACGUUUUGGAAGCGCAUAGUGGAGUAUGUCAAUGCUAGUCCUCUGCUCAUUGGCUCCAUUCCUAGGGAGUGGAGUCAAUGUAAGCAGCGGUGGGGAAGGGUUAAUGAGCAGGUCUGCAAGUUUGUUGGAAGCCAUGAAGCCGCGCUGAAGGAGCAAGCGAGUGGGCAAAAUGAGAAUGAUGUCAUGAAGGCUGCCCAUGACAUCUUCUUUAACGACUAUCAUGUCAAGUUCAGUAUGGAACAUUGUUGGAGGGAGCUUAGGUUUGAUCAAAAAUGGAGAUCACAUUCAUUGUCGAAAGAUGGUGCAAAGGAGAAAAGGAAGGAACCGGCUGAGGAGGUUCCUGGGGACCAAGAUGUUAGGCCUCCUGGCGUUAAGGCUAGCAAAGCAGCGAAACGCAAGAAGCACACCAAUGAAGCAGCUUUUGAUCAGAUAGAGAGCAUAUUAGCUGCCAAAAAUACUAUAUCUAAACAGAAAAUCCUUGAUCGCUUGCUUGCAAAAUCUGAAGCUACACUUUCUCCACAAGAAGUGUCUCUUAAAAAUAAACUCAUUUCUGAAAUGCUUUGAUAGGGUCAGUAGGUUAAUUGCAUUUCAUAUGAACUUUUUCAGUUAAUUUUUUUGUUGGAUAAUGCUUGAUAUGAACUUGAUUGCAUUUGAAAUUUGCUGAAUAUGUUUUGGGUUUGCAGGUUUGCAGGUCACGGGUUGCGGUAGGUGGAUGCGUGCGUGUGGACGUGUUGUCAGUAGGUCUCAGCUUCUUUUGGUAUCAGGUCACGGGUUCUCUGUUUGAUUCACGGGUGAGUGUAGAAUUUUGAAUCUUUCUACACUUCUUUUAACUUCAUCGGCUUUACUGGGUGUAUGUACCCACAGGUUCUGUUUUCAACUCACGGGUGUAUGUACCCACGGGUUCUAUUUUGUACUCACGGGUGUAUGUACCCGAUCACAUUGUAAAAUAUGUCUCUUUAUAUAGUCUAUGUUUUCACUUAUGGAACUGCAACAACUCUUUCACUAUAAAUUGUUGUUUCUUCUCAACUAUCACCACUCUAGUAUUGAUUCUUCACUCUAGCAUUGAUUCUUCACUUUUGCAUUGAUUCCUCUCAAUUAUCACCACCCUUUCAUUCACUUCUCAACCAUCACCACGAUUUUUCUCAACCAUCACCACUUAACCUCGCAACUAUCACCACACCUUCAUACACUCCUCAACCAUCAGCACUUGCAUUGAUUCUCCACACUUGCGUUGUUCCUUGCAUUCAACCAAAAGAAAUCAAUCUUCAAUCCGUAGAUGUUAGUAAUGUUUUAUAAAUUUUUCAAAAAGUUAAGUUUAAUAAGUAGGAAAUUUAAACUAAAUUUAAGUUAUGGAAAUUUAAUAAGUUUAUAAAAAAAUUUAAGUUAUGGAAAUUAAAUAAGUUUAUAAAAAAAUUUAAGUUAUGGAAAUUAAAUAAAUUUUAGACAAGGAAAUAAAUGUAAUGUACUUAUAAGUUAUAUGUUAAUAAGUUUAUAAAAAAUUUAAGUUUUGGAAAUUUAAACUAAUAUUUUUAAAUUUAAGAAAAAAAUGAUAAAAGACAAGGAAAUAAAUGUAAUGUACUUAUAAAUCUCUUUUGCCUUUUAUAGGAAGUAAAUUGCUUCAACAAUGUCUUCCUCAUCAAGUGACGAAGUAGAUGAGUAUUUAGAAGAAAUGGUCGACGAAGUUGUUGAUAAUUUCAUCGAUUCAGUAGUUGAUGGUCAAGCUAACAACCCGAAGAGACGAGCUUAUAUCGAAAGAAAUCGGGAA